AUGUCCAUCCAGCAACUGCGUCAGAGUCUUCAGUACACCCGAACGUCGUUGGCUCGCUAUUGGAUCCAGGAUGCGUUGCAGCCUCUUGCUUAUUUUGAGCUCAAGCAUUGCAUUGACCCAGAGCGGCGCAAGGUCGAGAAAGAGAUCACUAUACGUUUUGAAAGCAAGGUCAAGGACAAGGACGAAGCUGUAGACGACAACAAAGAAGUUGUCGUAGGGGUCCUCGCUGUUUGUUCGGAUGAUCCCGUUAGCACGACCUACCGAAGAGCAAAUGACGUUGUUGACGAAUUUUCUGGUAUUAGUCGUUGUUUUAUUUAUGCUGAUUAUGGGAACUCAGCCUCAUUCAAAUGGACUACAACCCAAGAAAAUAUUCUGAUAAACCCACUCCAAGGCCAUGAUCCAGUAGAGCCAGCCCUCUUCGUCCAGCGCACUUUUCUUCACCGUUUCCUAUGGCUUCCUCAUACCAUUCCCACCUUCUUCACGCGGUCAUCGAGCCCUCCUCUAGUAGUCCUUUCCCUUCGCACAGCCCCCAACAAGUACCACAACGAGCUCCGCCAGAUCCUUACUGACGGCGGCGGUGCAGUUGAAGCAGAGGAGAGUAUAAUGUGGUGUGGGUAUACUCUGGGGUACGAGAAGACCGAUGCCAGCGCGGAGCGUAGCGAAACCCUCAAGCGAGAAGAUGCUGCAAUGCUAGAGGAUGAGUGGAGAUCUGGCUGGCUCGAGUGCAUGGAACAACGUGAAGUUCAAAUCCAGAUUCUGCUGUACUUCCUCAAGCUCUUUCCCCCUGUAAUGUGCACCCAGUUACCACCUGUCGAACUCGCGGAAGAGGAGAAACCGAACUUGAUCACCCCUUCCUCCGUCGAGCGUCUCGAAUCCCUCAUGGAUACAUCUCGCGCGCGCGGAACUCGCCAUAAGAACGAACAUGACUGGAUAGCAGAAACCGCUAAGCGCAUCAUCGGACGCACCGAUUCUCAGUUUCAGCCCCAAUCCUCUCAAUCACACGCAGUGCGGGCCAUCACCCUCGUAGUCGCUGCUCCCGUAAAGAGAUUCCUUCACGCCAAGUCAAACGCCUCAGCUUGGAGUUCGAGUCCCAUACCUAUAGCUAGAAGCUCAACUUCACGCCCCGCCAAGAGAAGUUCAAGUGUCGUGCAUAUUGCAGGAAGGAGCUCAAAUCCAUGUCUCACUGGGAGAUCUUCAAGCCCUCCCACCGCCCGCAGCUCAAGUCUUACGCCUCUCGACAUUGACGAUGAGGACCUUCCUCCUACGUCUGUCCCUUUUUCGCACAACUCCUCUGACAGCCCGGGCGAUGCAAUGGACGAGGAUGCGGAGGAAGACGAAGAGAUAUGCUGCCAAGGUCUUCGUCUGAUGUGCUGCUGCUCGGCACGAGCGGGUGGAGUGCAGGUGCUAAGAAACGAGUCCCAUCAGCUGUAUCGGAUACGCCUGUCAGGAAGCACAUGA
Molecule: messenger RNA, 1458 nt
Organism: Suillus paluster
Lineage: Eukaryota; Fungi; Basidiomycota; Agaricomycetes; Boletales; Suillaceae
Exons: 9
Coding region: 1-1458 (485 amino acids)
Source: RefSeq, a predicted model, not a curated record